Peromyscus leucopus (white-footed mouse) is the source of this 3049-nucleotide messenger RNA. It is a transcript of the gene Fastkd4, whose product is annotated as transforming growth factor beta regulator 4. Gene Ontology annotation, biological process: mitochondrial RNA processing; regulation of mitochondrial mRNA stability. Gene Ontology annotation, molecular function: RNA binding. Lineage: Eukaryota; Metazoa; Chordata; Mammalia; Rodentia; Cricetidae. The transcript has 12 exons. The coding region runs from base 227 to 2116 and encodes 629 amino acids. Gene Ontology annotation, cellular component: ribonucleoprotein granule; mitochondrial matrix. The record is from RefSeq and is a predicted model, not a curated record.
GACGUGCGUGAGCGCGCCGGGCCGCGUGGAGGCAGUUCGGCGGAUGGAGGUCAGCGAGGGUGAUCGCUGCACCAGGCUGGCGUCAUGGAGAGGCUGGGUGGCUGAGCGGAACAAGACUGGGCAGACUUGUUGAGAGAAACGUGGAUAUGUAGCAUAUUCUCGAAGAAGGACUUCGGAAUCGCUUGCUAGGAGCCUUACCUCCCUCCCUCUCCCGACGCCCGCCAUCAUGGCCGUUCGCCUGAUGAAGCAGUGCACAUGCCUGCUGAGAGAAGCUACUCGCCUGGUCCCUACCAUUGCUCCAGUUGCCCGACUGAGACUUGCUGGGGUGGCCUGUAAGACUCUGACCUCCUCAGUCAGCUCCCCCUCUUCAGGUUCCUUGACGGAGCUGUUGGGAAAAGAGCAAGUGUUUACCCCCUACCCAGAGCACCAGGAGGUGGACUGCCUCAUCGAGAAAGCCACCAGGCCAGAGGAGCUGCUAGAACUGCUAGGUGGGGAUCAUCACCUGCACCACAAUCACGCAGCCCUCAUCCUCAUCCGGCUGUCUUACCUGCUGUCCGAGAAGCCAAAGGAAAAGGCCUUGCUUGUAGAGGAUGCUCGCUUUCAGCAGCUUGUCAGCCAGGUCAACAGUCAGAUAACUUCGGUCUGGCACGGGACCCUCGUGAAGCUGCUGCGGAGCCUGUACACGCUAGGGCUCCCUCAGACCUCCAAGGAGCUGCAGUCGGUGGAGCAGGAAGUGCGCUGGCGUCUGCGGAGGCUCAAGUACAAGCACUUGGUCUACCUGGCUGAGUCCUGUGCCGCCUUCAUGCGGGAGCAGCACUCCCAGGAGCUGCUGGCGGAGCUGCUGCUGCACCUGGAGCGGCGCUGGACCGAGAUCAGUGACAGCCGCACAGUGGUGACCGUGAUGGUGAAGGCGGGACACCUCUCAGAGUCACUGAUGAACCGCCUGGAAGACAAGUGCCUGGAGCUGGUGGAGCAGUUUGGCCCUGAGGAGCUGCGGAAGGUGCUCGUGACACUGGCGGCACAGAGCCGGCGGUCGGUGCCCCUGCUGCGGGCCAUCUCCUACCACCUGGUACAGAAGCCCUUCCCGCUGACGAAAGGCGUGCUGCUGGACCUGGCCUAUGCCUACGGUAAACUCAAUUUCCACCAAACCCAAGUGUCCCAGCGCCUAGCUGCUGACCUCCUGCCCUUCAUUCCCAGCAUGACACUUGGCGAGGUGGCCCGUUGCGCCAAGUCCUUUGCCUUCCUCAAGUGGCUCAACCUGCCCUUGUUUGAAGCCUUUACUCAGCACCUCCUGAGCAGGGCCCAGGACGUCUCCCUGUCCCACCUGUGCAGCCUUCUUCUCGCCUUCGCCCGUCUCAACUUCCAUCCUGAACAAGAGGAUCAGUUCUUCAACUUGGUACACGACAAGCUGGACUCUGUGCUGGGGAGCCUGGAGCCAGCCCUGCAGGUGGACCUCGUGUGGGCGCUGUGUGUGCUACAGCAGGUUCGAGAAGCCGAGCUGCAGACAGUUCUCCACCCUGGACUUCACCAACAAUUCCUAGGGAGCAAGUCUCCAAAGGAGCAGAGCACCUUCCAGAAGUUGGUCCACAUCAACACCACUGCCCUGCUGGAGCACCCCGACUAUAAAGGUCCUUUCCUGCCAACCUCAGCUGUAGCCCUCAGCCCCUCGUCCUCUAGCAGGAAGAUGACCCCGCUCCAGAAGGAGCUGCAGGAGACGCUGAAGACACUGCUGGGGAGCACUGACCAGGGCAGCCUGGAGGUGGUCACCCAGUAUGGCUGGGUGCUGGAUGCAGAGGUGCUCCUGGAUGCCGAUGGCCACUUUCUGCCCCCGAGGGAUUUUGUAGCUCCUCACCUUGCCCAGCCAGUUGGGAACAAGCCACUGCCCCCAGGAGCCAAAAGGAUCGCUUUCCUGCGCUGGGAGUUCCCUAACUUCAACAGCCGAAGCAAGGACUUGUUGGGCCGUUUCGUCCUGGCCCGUCGACAUAUGCUGGCUGCAGGCUUCCUGGUAGUAGAUGUCCCAUAUUAUGAAUGGCUGGAUCUCAAGUCUGAAUGGCAGAAAGGCGCCUACCUCAAGGACAAGAUACGAAAAGCAGUGGCUGAGGAGCUAGCCAAAUGACCUUUCCCAUCAGUUCAAGCUGCACCCCAGAGACCUGACUGCUCAGUGGCCCGGCAGAGUGCUAGGCAAGCCAGAGUUGUCACCCUCAAGGAUGAACCGUCUCUAUAGGACCUUGGGCAGCAGCUCCAAAGGACAGGUGGUCCUAAUAAAUCUCUGGUUUUGGUGGAUGCCAGGUAUCCUCCUAGGCUCUGUAUCUAUCUCCUCUGCCCCGCCCCCCUCCAUUCUGGACACAGACUCUAUCUGAUCUCCUUCCCAGCUCUCCAGGAUUUUACCCAGUGCGCUGUCCUCCCCCAACUCUCCGAUAGUGCCUGUGUGAUGCAGCGAAGCAGAGGAGGCCUGGCUUGAGACAGGAAACCUGGAUGUAAAGGGGAGGGUCCUAGACAGCAGAGUUCUAGUUAUGAUCCUGAGAGGUUCCCUCCCAUGUCCAUGUGACUAGAGAGUAUCUAAUGGUAACGGGAGGUGUGGGAGCAUUUGGAAGGCCCUGAUCCUGGAAAAAGAGAAAAAUCCACUUGGCUGAUGUCACUCUCAUAACUACCUUAACCACAGCCAACUCAGAAACCACCAAUUCAAGAUGGAGGCCUGAGCCCUUGCUGCUGUGAAUAGCAACAGAGUGCAACCUUUGCAGGAGACGCCCAUAGGCAAAGCUUGCCCAAAGGGGAGGCGGAGGACAGAGGAGGGUCUUACCUACUCUGUACAUUGCCCCAAGCACCAGCCUGAGCCCUGUGUGUGGCUUAGCACUCCUGCUGGCCUGCCCAAGCCUGCUGGUUGUCACAGAGGUGAAGAGAAAACAGAAAAGUGGCUGCAGCUGGCUGGAGGGGAGGAACAGCUGGCCACAGCUUGUCUGAGUUGAGGUGAGGCAGACAUAGAGGGCUGACAAGGCAGCUGGGGUGGCCUGUUGGUGUGUGAGGAAAUAAAGAUUUGUGCUGCUCACCA